This is a messenger RNA of Naegleria lovaniensis, 1032 nucleotides long. RefSeq lists its product as uncharacterized. NCBI's taxonomy places the organism in Eukaryota, Heterolobosea, Eutetramitea, Acrasida, Naegleriidae. The record is from RefSeq and is a predicted model, not a curated record. Bases 1 to 1032 code for a protein of 343 amino acids. The transcript has 2 exons.
AUGUUAUUGGCACACACUAUUCACGACUCUUACCAUGUAUUUCCAAAUUUUUAUUGUGAAUGUUUUCCGCACAUGAAAGGAAAAAAUCAUUACAACAUUCCAUUGGCACUAAUAUUCCGACAAUGUCUCUAUUCAGAGAGUGACAUUGCAAGCUACAUUCUAGGUUGGAUGAGCAUUAUCAUGAGCAUGAUUAGUUUAUUUCCACAAAUUAUUAAAAAUCAUGUAUUUCAAUCAGCAUCGGGAUUGAGUAUUCAUUUAUUUAUUAUUUGGAUGAUUGGAGAUGUAACGAAUUUAAUUGGAUGUAUUUUCACAAAUCAAUUAUCGACUCAAAUCUAUUUAGCAAUUUAUUAUGUGUCCAUGGAUGUCAUGAUCAUUUCACAAUAUUGUUAUUAUGAAGUACGAUGGAAAGAUGUCAUUGAGAAGUGGAAAGAAAUAUUUUACACAAUGAAUCAUCAAAUUUGUAGUGGAAAUAGGUUGAAACAGAGCAUUCAUCGGUCUACAUCUAGUAGUGAACAGAACACUCGGUCCUAUACUUUGUUGAAUACUCAUGCUCUUAUUCAAUUAUUCAUCAUGACAACAUUGGUAGCUUGGAUGUUUCAGAGUCAAGAAGAGGAAAUGUGGAGUUCCAUUUUUGUACGGGCUCAAUCUCAUCUUCAAUGGAAUACAAGAAGAGCCAAUAAUUGCGAACAAACUACUUCUGACAACUCAAUGUAUGCAUUGGGAAUUACUUGUUCCUACAUUUCAUGUAUUUGUUACAUCAUGGCAUAUGUACCUCAAAUUUACAAAAAUUUCAAAAAGAAGAGUGUCAAAGGCUUAUCUCUUCUCAUGUUUUUAAUUGAUAGUCUCACUCAAAUUCUAUAUAUAUCUAGUAUUAUUGUAUUCUACGCACAACAACCACAUUCAUAUUUUGAUACUGUAUCUGUAUUACCAUUUAUUGUAGGAAGUGUAUUUACCUUGAUCUUUAGUGCUCUCAUACUUGGUCAAUUUUUUUACUAUAACAACAAACGUAGGAACAGUCUCUUUAAGGACUGA